AUGGAGAUGACGGCUCCAUUCAUGGGAAUGUCUCUGACUGUUUCUCUGCUGUUUCUGAUCUUCAUCUGUGGAGUUGUUGCUCAGGAUGGCUGGAGUGUGAAUUACAUCUUUAAAUCUGUCUGUGUUCCAAAAAGAUCUACAGUGUUCAUGAGAUGCACUUACACAUAUCCUAGUGAUUACUCACUCCAAAAAGCUUUCUGGACCAAACAGUGGCCUGCCAAAAACAUAGAACCUCCAAGUCUGUUAGAUCAUCCAGAGUUCACAGGCAGAGUUCAGUACCUGGGAGAUAAAAAACACAACUGCACUCUCAGACUGAUUGAUGUGAGAGAAACUGAUCAAAGUAAAUACUACUUCAGAUUUAUAACAGACAAACCUGGAGGAAAGUAUCAAGGUGCAGGUGGAGUUGAUCUUUCAGUCACAGAUCUCCAGGUGGAGGUUCCUGAGAGAGUGAUCGAGGGAGAUAAAGUCACUCUCACAUGUAAAACCACCUGCAGUCUGACAGUCACACAAACAUUCACCUGGUACAGAAAUGGACAUCCUUUAUCCUCCAGGACUGACCAACUCCACCUGCAGCCAAUCAGCAGGAAGGAUGCAGGCAGGUAUCGCUGUGCUGUACUGAGUCAGAACCUUCACUCUCCUGAGGUCACUCUUAAUGUCAGAUAUCUCCAGGUGGAGGUUCCUGAGAGAGUGAUAGAGGGAGAUAAAGUCACUCUCACAUGUAAAACCAGCUUCAGUCUGUCUUACAGACCAAAAUUCACCUGGUACAGAAAUGGACGUUAUUUAUCCUUCAGGACUGAUCAGCUCCACCUGCAGCCGGUCAGCAGGGAGGAUGCAGGCAGGUAUUGCUGUGCUGUACUGGAUCAGAACCUUUACUCUCCUGAGGUCACUCUUAAUGUGAGAUAUGGCCCAAAGAGCAUCUCAGUGUCCAUCAGUCCCUCUGGUGAAAUAGUGGAGGGCAGUUCAGUGACUCUGACCUGCAGCAGUGAUGCAAACCCACCUGUGGAAUAUAACUGGUUUAAAGGAACAUCAUCAGUAGGAAAAGGCAAGACUUACACAGUGAAGAAGAUCAGCUCUGUGGACAGUGGAGAAUAUAAGUGCAGAUCCAGUAAUAAACAUGGAGAGAAACUAUCUGAAGCUCUAACUCUGAAUGUUUUGUAUCCUCCAAAGAGCAUCUCAGUGUCCAUCAAUCCCUCUGGUGAAAUAGUGGAGGGCAGUUCAGUGACUCUGACCUGCAGCAGUGAUGCAAACCCACCUGUGCAGAACUAUACCUGGUUUAAGAAGCCAAAUACAGGAGCCCUGCAGAAAUCAACAAGUCAAAUCUACAGCAUCUCAAACAUCAGCUCUGCAGACAGUGGGGAAUACCAUUGCAUGGCAACCAACGAACACGGGUCUAAAUACUCAGAGUACAAGUCAUUAACAGUACUGUAUGGACCAAAGAGCGUCUCAGUGUCUAUCAGUCCCUCUGGUGAAAUAGUGGAGGGCAGUUCAGUGACUCUGACCUGCAGCAGUGAUGCAAACCCACCUGUGCAGAACUACACCUGGUUUAAAGAAGGUGGAAGCUCACCUGUAGGAUCUGGACACAGUUACAGGGCUCCACAGAGUGGAUCCUACUACUGUGAGGCUCAGAAUGAACACGGAUCUCAGAAAUCAGAUGCAGUGACUGUCACUGAAAAAGGGGUUAAGAGUGCUGACCUGUUUGCUGUUCUUGGGGUCCUUGCUGGAUGUGGAUGUUUAUUUGUCAUUGUUGCUGUUUUGUAUUUUAGUAAAAAGAAACAAGGAGGUUCAGCUGAUGCAUCAAAGCUGAGACAGGAAAAUCACUACAUUGAUAUGGCAGUGAGAUCCACAACCAGUGAUGCAGCACCUGAUCCACAUCUGUCUAAUCAGUGUGAUGUUCAUUAUGCCUGUAUUGUAUUACAGAGAGUCAGAAACCCCAGGAAUGCUGAGAGCUCUGCAGUGAAAGCUUCUGGGACUGAUGAGGAGGUUCAGUAUGCCACUGUCCAGCACCGCCAUGAUAAAGUGGUACAGAAGACUGAAGAGGACGAGGUUCAGUACGCUAGUAUAAGAUUUACUAACACUGGUGCUGCCAACAGGUCUGAUGUUUCCACACUUGAUGAUGUCUCAGUGAUUUACAGCAGCAUGAAAUAACUAAGCUGUUCUGUUCUGGACCACCACUGUGAAAGUUGUUCUGUUCUGGACCAAUACUCCGACCCAUGAACAAAAUUUUCAUCUGUAUUUAUUGGAAAUGCCAUGAAAACAGGACACGGUGUAUUAGUUCAAUGUAAACCACAACAUGCAUUUUGGAGCUCACCAAAUUUCUAUGAUCAUUUUGUGGAUCAGUCCUUCUGAUGGCAAAACGAUUUUACUGGACCUGAAUUUCACUAUUUCAGAAGGAAACUGUAUCAACUGUGUCAAGAUCUGCAAUUACAAUUUAACACCACCAGGACCAACAAUAAGAUGCCAUUUUUGGAUAUAAUCUCAAAUAAACAACCUUGUGAGUGAUUUGUCUGCGAUCAACACUCAACCAACCCUUUCCCACUGCUAUUUAUUCUCAAUGUUCAAAGGAGAAUGCUAACACUGUGUUGACUGUGUUUGAACCGUGGCCAUGUACUGGACCCUUCUUCAAUCUCUACAGGUAGAGCUGGGCGAUAUGGCCAAAAAUGUUAUCACGAUUAAAAAAUUCAUAUUGUUUGAUAUCGAUACAUAUUGCGAUAAAUGUCAAAUCAUUAUUUC
Pygocentrus nattereri (red-bellied piranha) is the source of this 2730-nucleotide messenger RNA. RefSeq names its product B-cell receptor CD22-like. Bases 1 to 2145 code for a protein of 714 amino acids. Lineage: Eukaryota; Metazoa; Chordata; Actinopteri; Characiformes; Serrasalmidae. The transcript has 12 exons. The record is from RefSeq and is a predicted model, not a curated record.